Messenger RNA from Periophthalmus magnuspinnatus, 7867 nucleotides. RefSeq names its product bridge-like lipid transfer protein family member 2. The record is from RefSeq and is a predicted model, not a curated record. The coding region runs from base 223 to 6969 and encodes 2248 amino acids. The transcript has 40 exons. Lineage: Eukaryota; Metazoa; Chordata; Actinopteri; Gobiiformes; Gobiidae.
CUCUUCAGUGAUGACUGGAGCUGAGACAUGAGAUGCCAGCAAAGCACAGCAGAAGGGCGGACCUCAGUGCGCUGUUUACUUCUUCCCAAACUGUUACACAAAUCUGCGUCUUCUUAGGGGUCUUCUUAUACGAAGGGUGACACUUGUGACAUGUCAGCCCUGUGUGCCAGCAGCUGGUAGAAGAUAGAGGAGCAGCCACAGCAUGUUCACCAUAUCCGGGACAUGAUGUCUCUCCUUCUGACAACUCUACCUCUUUUAUUUAUUUUCGGAUCCUUGUUCUUAUGGGUUGUAUGCAGGUGGUUUCUAUGUAAAUUGGCUAUAAAAUAUUUUCGAACUGCCUUUAAUGCCGAGUUAAAGAUCAACUCUUUUGGCCUGUUCUCUAUAAAUGGAGUGGUCAUCCAGUUUCACCCUCAGCAUACUUUGGAAAUUGACAGAAUAUGGAUAUCAAGUAAACUGUUUAACCAAGGAUUGCCGAGAUACUUGGGAUUAUGUAUUGGAGAAACUCGGAUAAGGUUCGACUUGCACUCCCCAGUGAGUCCAGUGUUGAAACAGAGCCAUGGCAAGAAAUCAGGAAAAAUGUCAGUCAACCCCACUUUACUUCGCUUUUUCUCACAACUGCUAUCAUUCCACAUCAGCUCAAUCAAUAUUAUGGUCCUAAAUCUCGCAUUGUCAGAGUCACUAUGGCAUAUGACUAUUACUGGCAUAACAUUACUACUUGAUCAUCAAAGCAAAAAAUUGUCAUGGGAUUUAUCUGUGGGGCAACUAAGCAGUAAAGUCCUGAAAAGCAGCCAGUUGGACAUAUGUUUGGCUGAGGUUGCUGUGAGCCUCUUGUUGUCAGGUGAUGUGAGUCUGCCUGAUCUGAAGCCAGGCUGUUUAUCUCUGUGUGUGAGGACACUAAUAGGAGAGCUGCAUGAAGGACUUUUCCUCAGUCAGCUUGUGCUUCCUUCUACCCCCACCAAAACCAUAUCAGCAAAUGAUAAUUCUAUUUGUGAAGAUGGUGAGUUUAUUCGAACAGAGGAUGUGGAACAGUUCUAUCAGCUCAUUCCUGAGAAAGUCAAUGUGGAAUUUGAUAAUACAAAUGUAACUCUGUCCAUGCACAGCCAGAAAAGGCACCUGAACUGGACUCUGAAGUCUUUGAAACUUUCCUAUGGAAGGGACAAUGAACAGCACCCACUCAAAAGCUUUACACCUGAACUGAGUUUUCCCCAAAGUCACCUCCAUAUCCUACUGGAAGAUGGACUUCUUCUUUCCCAAAGUAGACAAAGGAUUCUUUGUGUGAAUACACUGAGGACGUCACUGCAAGUUUCAUCCAUGGAUAUUUCCUGCUCGUUCAAUGUCAACACUUGUAUCAUACACUACCGACAUCAGGAGUUUUCCCAUUGGCUUAAUCUGUUUUCAUGGGAAAAACUACUGCACAGAAAAACCGCCCAUAGAAAAAGCCCCUUAGUUUAUUUCCCCAACCUCCUCCUCCUCUUCAGGCGCUUCCCUCACCUGGACGCUCCUGUAAUGCUCACAUCUAGUGUUACCAAUGUGAAUGUAUCUGUGCAACUGGGAGAUACCACACCUUUUGCUCUAGGAUUCCUGUCUGUGAGUGCAGAAUUGAAGCAUCUGCCUGACAUGAAAACUGACCACGAGUCACCAGAGCCACAGAACGUGCACCAGCGUGCCUCUUUGGUUCUGGACAGUUUUUGGUGGAGAGUGGGCCAAGGCUCCCAUAUCCAGCAGGCUCCACACCCGCCUGGUAAACAUGUGUGGGGAGAAGCCCUUGUACUAGACUCUCUAACUCUAAAGGGGAGUCUGAACCGCCCCCACUUUGAAGUUUAUGAUCAGUUGCCAUGUCUCAAUCUGGAAUCGAGCCUAAAGGGGCUGCAGGUGGAGCUAUCAGAGACCUGUGCUUUGUGUCUCUCUCGUCUUCUGUCGCUGCUUGUUCCUGCUGUAAAAGACCAACAGCUUUCAGAAGUUUCUGCUGCACCUGCCCUUAACGAGUCAGCAGUUCAACCCUCCACUCCAUCACAUCUCAACUUUCGCUUUAAAUUGGACUUCUGUCUGGAGGAUGUCAAUGUCUUCACACUAUCUAAUCUGGCUGGAGCUGUGUCUAUGCGGAUGGAUACCAUAAGUGUUAUGAGCUCUGCUGAAAGUUGUAAUAUCACGCUACAAGGCGCUGCACUGUCAGUCAUCAAGAUGGUGAAGGAGAACAUGGAAGUGUGUUGUUCUGCCGCUGAGACUCCAAAUCCAAUUUUGAAACUAACUACUGUAGAUUUUUGUUAUCAUAUCACCAUCCACACAUUUCAGGUCCAAUGUCAAGAGGAGCUCAGUAUAGAAUGGGCACCUUCAGAUCACAUGAUUUUAUAUCAACACAUGACUGAGGCACAAGCGUGUUGGCUAAUGCUUUGUAGGCUGGACAUUCAAAAGGAAAGUCCCGAGAAACCAGCUGGCAGUGGUUCAGGCCAAAACAAAAGUCUCACCGUGCACCUUGAGCUUGGCUGUACUCGCAUCACAGGCCACGUGAGUGAAGAAAACUACAUUAUGCUAAAUGCAGAAGCUAUUUUACUAUCAAAGCAUGCUGGUUCCAUGCAUCUACAGUCCCCAUCUCUUAUAUUUAACUUUGAUGGAAACAACAUCGUCACUUUUAAAUCCCUUGAUGUUGAGACACAUUCAGAUGUAGCAGAAAUGCAGUUGCACAGAGACGCCUUUUCCUUCCUGACCACACCUCGCAACCGCAUCUGGGUCCUGACCUGUCCCUUGUUGGCUGUGGAAUUUCCUUACCAGUAUAAUUUCUCCAACACAUUCGACAUGGCCAUUAGUGUUCAGAAAUGGUUAAAAACACUGCAUCUAUCCCAAAGUCAAACUACUGAUGUUCAGCGUUUGCCUCCUGAUUUUGUAUUCAAAAUCAGUCAGUUUUCAUUUGUCUUCCUCGAUGAUGUCUUUGAAAUUAAGCUGCGUGAUAACUACGAGCUCAUGAAAGAUGAGAGUAAAGAAAGUGCCAAGCGUCUGCAGUUACUUGACAAGAAAGUUGCUGAUCUCCGUAAGCAACAUGGUGAACUUCUCCCUGCUAGAAAAAUAGAGGAGCUGUAUAGUUCACUGGAGAAAAAACACAUUGAGAUCUACAUCCAGCGUUCUCGACGGCUUUAUGCCAACACUCCAAUGAGGAAGUCUCUGCUUACCUGGACUGUGUCAGAUCUGGAGUUGGUGGUCCUGACUGAUGAGUCUCUUCAUGGGCCAGAAAGAGUGAGGGAGCAGCUGAGGGACAUCGACUGGAUAAGCCCAUUCCCAAGAGAAGGACUCCCCCUGGUGGUCCAAUGGUGUCGAGCUGUCAAAUUCAAACUUACAGCAUUUUUGGUGAGAAUACGGGACUACCCUCGAUACUUGUUUGAAAUCCGAGACUGGCAGCUCUCUGGUCGUCUUGUUGGGACAGAACAAGAUGGGUUAGCACGAGGUCAUCGCAAAGAGAUUGUCCCACUUGGCCCACCAUGGGGAGAUGUAACUGUACACAGGAAUAUACCACCUCUCAAGUUCUACUAUGACUUUAAAUCAAACAUCUCUCUGUACACCAUUGUCUGGGGACCUUGUUGGGACCCUGCCUGGACUCUAAUUGGUCAGUCUGUGGACUUGCUCACCAAACCAACCGCUGACCCCUCACCUCUUCUCGCCUGGUGGGACAAAAGUCGGCUCCUUCUCCAUGGUCACUGGAUAAUGGACAUUGAGCAAGCAAAUCUCCAUCAGCUCGCUACAGAAGACCCUUACAACACUACAGAAAACAUGCACUGGGAAUGGUCUAAGCUCAACUUUGACUGGAAUCCAGGGCAAUUUGUGUUUAAGGGCGAUUUGGAUGUGAAUGUUCGGACCGCUUCAAAGUAUGAUGAUAUCUGCUUUUUACAAUUGCCUAACCUGUGUAUGACCCUUGACCUUCAAUGGCUUUGCCACGGAAACCCUCACGAUCACCAUGCAGUGACACUGUGCUGUGCAGACAGCAUCGCAGAUGUGACUUCUGGACAACCGCACGACUCUUAUCGAGCUUUUCGCUCAGAAAACCUCAAUCUUUCCAUCACCAUGGAUCUCAAUCAGGGCUCAGAGCUCGCUCAACCUAAAAUCCUACUGUACAGCAGCACAUUGCGUUGGAUGCAGAACUUUUGGGCCACUUGGACCAGUGUCUCUCGACCAAUAUGCAGAGGCAAGCUCUUCCAGAGCCUCAAACCUGUUCGCAAGAAGCUGGGUCAGCAUUACAAGCAGAUGUCCUACACAGCUGCUUUCCCUAAGUUACAGGUGCUGUACUGGGCAUCCUUUGCUCAACAAAGAGGAAUCCAAGUAGAAUGUAGCAAAGGGCAUGUCUUCACUCGAGGCGCUCAGAGGCUCAUUCCACAGGCUGGGACUGUGAUGAGGAGGCUGAUUUCUGAGUGGAACGUGACUCAAAUGGUGAGUGAGCUGUCCCAGGUGACUGUGCACCUGAUGGCCUCCACAUGGGACGAGACUGCAGACCACCAGCUCAACGCCCAGGUCAAGAAAACCCACCUCCUCAGUUUGUCCUCUCUGAGCUACCAACGGCAAAGCAACCGCAUGGAGGAGGAGGUGAACACAAAAGAUGAGACUAAUGCUUCCUACACUCAUAAACUGCGUCUUGUGGAUCUGCGUGCAUCUUGGACCACCACGAACAGGAACAUUGCCUUUGCUCUGUAUGACGGCUACAAAAAGGCCUCUGUUUUGAAGCGGAACCUCUCCACUGAAGCUUUGAAGGGUCUCAAGAUCGACACUCAAGUUCAGGCAAAGAAGCUCAAACGCUCUCCCUCCAACUACUCUCCUUCAACUGCCCCCACCACCCCCACCACCAGCAGCACCCUCAGUCGAGCAGAAAAACAUGAAGGAACAUCAAUGCUGCAAAAGCUCAUUGAAGAAACGGAUAAGUUUGUGGUGUUUUCAGAAGAAGACUCGGGUGUGAGCGAUCAGCUAUGUGGGAUUGCAGCCUGUCAAACUGAUGAUGUUUACAAUCGUAAUUGGUUCAUUGAGUUGGUUAACUGUCAGAUGAUGUUGCGUGGGACAGAGACCGCCGGCUGUGUGCUUGUGUCUGCAGCCAAAGCUCAGCUCCUUCAGUGUGAACACCAUCCCUCCUGGUACAAUGACACUCUGAAGCAGAAGACCACGUGGACAUGCUUGCUCGACGGCAUGCAGUACUUUGCCACUAUGGAGCUCAAUCCAUCUGAAGAUGAGGACAGGCAGCUGUGGCUAGAGGUUAAAAAUAUUGAAGAGCAUAGGCAGAGAAAUCUAGACUCUGUGCUGGAACUGAUGGAGAGUGGCCAGGCAGUGGGAGGAAUGGUUAGCACUACAACAGAUUGGAAUCAGCCUGCUCAGGUUAACGAAACUCAACAGGUUCAGCGAAUCAUAUCCCGUUGUAGCUGCAGGAUGCACUACAUCAGCUAUAGUCAUGACAUAAACCCUGAACUGGCAACACAAAUUAAGCCUCCAGAGCUUAGAAACACCCAUGAGAAAGAAGACCUGCUGAAGAAACAAGCUGGUGCGGUGGACACAUUCACCCUUAUUCACCAUGACCUUGAGAUAUCAACAAACCCUGUUCAAUAUGCCAUGAUUCUGGAUAUUGUAAACAACUUGUUGCUACACGUGGAGCCCAGAAGGAAGGAGCACAGUGAGAAAAAGCAGCGUGUGCGGUUCCAGUUGGAGAUUUCAAGUAACCCUGAGGAACAGCGCAGCAGCAUCUUGCACCUUCAAGAGGCAGUCAGACAGCACCUGGCUCAGAUCAGGCGGCUAGAGAAACAGAUCUAUUCAAAUAUUAGGGCUCAGCCAGAAGACAUUAGCAGUGAUGAAGUGAAUGAAAUUAACAUAGGACUCCAGAAUCAGCUGAACCAGGAAAAGAAUGACAUGCAGAUGAAAAGUGAAGAACUCAACAUUCUAAUCAGGUGUUUCAAGGACUUCCAGCUGCAGAGGGCCAACAAGCUGGAGCUGAGGAAGCCCCCUGAAGAUGUGAGUGUGGUGAGGAGGACAGAGAUCUACUUUGCUCAGGCGCGUUGGUGUCUGACCGAAGAGGAUGGACAGCUCGGUAUCGCAGAGUUAGAGCUGCAGAGGUUCAUGUACAGCAAGCUGAACAAAUCUGAUGACACAGCAGAGCAUCUUUUGGAGCUUGGUUGGUUCACAAUGAACAAUCUUCUUCCCAAUGCUGCAUACAAGGUUGUACUGCGGCCACAAAGUACCUGCCAAUCAGGACGGCAGUUUGCCUUGCGCAUCUUUAGUAAAGUGCGCCCCCCUGUGGGAGGAAUCUCAGUGAAGGAGCAUUUUGAAGUGAAUGUGGUUCCCCUAACAAUUCAGCUCAUGUACCAGUUCUUCAAAAGGAUGAUGGGAUUUUUCUUCCCGGGUCGAAAUGUUGAGGAGGAGGAAGUUGCCGAUGAAGAAGACAAGUUUAGAUUGGUCACUACUGGGAUUCCUGUCAAGCCUCGGCAGUCGUCGGAGGACACCAUUGGCCCCAUUGGUCCCAGCAAAAGCAUGACGCAGGGAUUGAACAGAACUGCAGGGGUCAGACGAUCAUUCAGAAAGCCUCCAGAGCACCCAGUUGACGAUAUUGAUAAAAUGAAGGAAAGAGCUGCUAUGAACAACUCUUUCAUUUACAUUAAGAUUCCUCAAGUGCCCCUAUGCGUCAGUUACAAGGGAGAGAAGAGUAGUGUAGACUGGAAGGAUCUAAACUUGGUGUUGCCUUGUUUGGAAUAUCACAAUAACACUUGGACAUGGCUGGACUUUGCCAUGGCAGUGAAGAGAGACAGUCGUAAAGCGCUUGUAGCACAGAUGAUAAAGGAAAAGCUGAGGCUAAAGCCGGCUGCAGGCUCUGAUGUGCGAGGAAAGGCAUCGGAGGUGAAGAGUGACAACAGUCUGCAGCAGCAGGAGGAGGACGAGAAGGCUCGGCUCCUUAUCGGCCUCAGUACCGCUGACAAGAGCUCCAGCAAAAAGAGCAUCUUUAGCCGACGCAAGUGAACUCGCAUAUUUAUACAUUAUACACAUACUGAUUACACUAACGCUGAGCGUGUGGGGAAUCACAGUGACUGUCACUCAAAGAGGGUAAGGGGAGACGGGUCUAAUUAUUUCAAAUGCAUCUUUGUGUUCAUCUAAGCAUUGAUCUCAGUCAUAGCCUGCUGAAUAGAUUUCCAUAGGGUAUAGUGUUAUUUCAUUUUUCAAUACUUGAAUUGAUUUGCCAUAUCUUAUCUUGCAAUUAUUUGAAUAAGCCAGUAUUUUAUGUGCCAUUUCGACCAAAUGCAUUUUUCUUUUUCACACACUUUUCACACACUUUUCACACACAAAACUCUAAAUUUAAACCACUUUUCACAUUGAAGACUGGAGUGGGGAAAAAUUAUGUAGCUUAGUAUUUCCUCAGUCUAUAUCAAAUGCAAAAUUGAAAGCACCUUUUCCUGCUGGUUCAGGAACAACACUGCAACUUGAAAACAAAUAAUGCCAAUUAUAUAUUUGUAUGUUUUAUCAUAUCUCACAUUACUAUAGAUAUGGAUGCUUGACAUUGGCCAAAAAAGCACAAAAGUAUUUUUAACAUUUCACUUGGUUUGCUCUGCAAGCACCUGUGCCUCAUUUUCAUGCAGUAUAAACUUAGAACAACAGACACCAUUUAAAUAUGUUAUACAGUGUAACUGUGUGCUGAUGGUUAAACAUGUUUCUAGACCGAGGGUGUUUGUAAUUUUAAUACUUGAGCACUUUUAAUGCAUAGUACUUUGAUAUUUUUGUACAAAAUAUGUUUCUGUCUUAAAUCUAAUUUCUGCUAAAGCUACUUAUCAUUUACUUGCCGAUAAAAGAAUAAAAAAUGUCUACGAUAAGGAACUUGUCAUGAUCUCUGUGGCCUUGUUUAUCUGUCAAUAAAAUUAUUUUC